This is a messenger RNA of Schistosoma turkestanicum, 768 nucleotides long. Lineage: Eukaryota; Metazoa; Platyhelminthes; Trematoda; Strigeidida; Schistosomatidae. The record is from the annotation of a GenBank genome assembly.
GACAAGAAAAAUAAAUUUACUUGUGAAUUAUGUGGUGAUCAAUUUAGUCGACAAAUUGCUUUAACUCGUCAUCUGAACACUUCACAUAAUAAUAAUAAUAAUGAUGAAAAAUCCAAACAAUGUGUUACAUGUGGAAUUACAUUUUCUACACUCAAAGAAUGGAAAUCUCAUUCCACAUUAUGCUGUAAUAAUAUUAAUAGUAGUGAUGGUGAUACAUUGGAACAUAUUUGUGAGCAGUGUGACGAACGAUUUACCACUGUUACACAUUUACGUUAUCAUAAACGUACUGCACAUCAGAGGAUUCGAACUUACGAUUGUGCAGAAUGUGGACAACAUUUUCUUCGUCUCAAUAGUUUCAAAUAUCAUUGUUGUAUAGAAAAAAAACCCACCAGCAUAAAAACUGAUGACAGCCUGGCAUCAUCUACAUCAAAUGAAGUAACUACAACACUUCACUCUUCCAACAACACAACCAUAAUAGUCACAACCACUGCCAAUCAGCAAUCAACCACAACAUCAACUCUCCCUCCACCUAUAUCAGAUAUUCCAACAUCGAAUUCAUUAUCAUCGUCAUCAUCAUCAAAUAAUUCAUGUUUUACAGCAAUUGCAAUCUUAUCCGCUUUAGUUUCUAGCUUGACUUCAGUAGCAGUGCCUGCCGCCACUGGUGCACUGACGCCGAAUUCAUUGAAAUCUAAUGACGACAAUGUUAUCAAUACAACAACGUCUAAUUGUGGUGAGUUUGGUUUCGAUUUCAUUCUGUGUCCAACUUGA